Molecule: messenger RNA, 1769 nt
Organism: Lolium rigidum
Lineage: Eukaryota; Viridiplantae; Streptophyta; Magnoliopsida; Poales; Poaceae
Product: putative disease resistance protein RGA3
Exons: 2
Coding region: 23-1540 (505 amino acids)
Molecular function (GO): ADP binding
Source: RefSeq, a predicted model, not a curated record
ACAACCUGAGGGGGCUUCCCAAAUGGAGCCGCUCCUCUCCUCAAUCAUGGGUGAUCUGGUCGGCAGAGCCCUGUCCAUGGUAACCCAGAGAUACUUGCAGUCGAAGGGAGCACAAGAGGAGAAGCUCCAGAGACUAAGGGCAAUGUUGCUAAGGAUCGAAGCCAUCAUCGAGGAGGCCGAGGGGCGGCACAUAACCAACCAGGUAAUGCUCCAACAGCUCCAGAUGAUGAGAGAAGAUAUGUACAGAGGCUACUACACGCUAGACGCCUUCAGAUACGCAGUGCACACAGACGAAGCCAAAGGUGAGGUGACUACUGGCAGUUCAUUUGUCCUGUCCAGAUUCAGUCCUUCGAGUUCCAAACGUCUCUUCUUCUCCAUGUGCAAUACCCUGAGCAUGGACUUCAUGUUCGAUGUCUGGGACAGCAGGAAUCUAGACAAGAUGCUUGGUAGUAUCGAGAGAAUGAUCGGUGACAUGCAGGAGUUAAUAUUGUUCUUGGCCAGCUAUCCUCGUGUGUCCCGGCAACCUUACAAUGCAUAUCUAUUGCUUGAUCAGGUUAUGUUUGGCCGCCAAAUGGAGAAAGAGACAAUUAUCAGCUUUCUGUUUUGGAGGGAGACCACUGGCAAUGGAAAACUGGGGGUGCUUCCCGUAAUCGGCGCACCGAGAGUCGGAAAGAGUACACUUGUUGAGCAUGUCUGCCUGAACGAGAGGGUGCGAGAUCGCUUCUCGUUGAUCGUCUUCCUCAGCGGAAGCGAUCUCAAAGGUGGAAACUUGGCCACUCUAAGACAUAGCGGUGUGAUCAAGCAUCAGAAACUUGCUUCCACAUCACAUGGAGACUCACUUGCUGUCAUUGAGCUAGCCGGGGACAUGGACGAGGAAACAUGGAGGCGAUUGUACACCUCUGCGGUAAAGCACAUGACACCAGGCAGUAAAAUCAUACUCACGAGCCGCUCAGAUAAGAUAGCAUCCUUUGGAACGGCACAGGCUCUUACCUUGAAAUUUUUGCACCAAGAAGCUUACUGGUAUUUCUUCAAGACGAUCGCAUUUGGGAGCAGAAACCCCGAAGAGCAUCCGAACCUGGCAGCUCUCGGUAUGGAGAUUGCGGUCCACAUGAACAGAUCGUUCAUGGCAGCAAAUACUGUCGCCGGCAUACUGAGAGACAAUCUUGACACCCAGUUCUGGCGCAAGAUGCUGAGAUGCUUGAGAGAUUUCGAUAGCAAGCACCUCAGCAUGUUCGGUGAGCACCCAAUUGAUCUCCUACAGAAGGACAAACCUGUGUACAUCUGGACAAUGGUGAAGACCAACAACGUUGUCGUGAUGCGCAAUAUUUACCAGGAGCGCUCUCCCCAGAUCAGCGAGGUUCCCACGAUAACAGCACAGGAUGUGUUGUCUGGGUGUGUUACGUCUCAGGGGAAAUUCCAAGCGGUGGCAUGGAGGUCUAGGGUACCUCCCUGCUACACCUACUUGGUGAGCUUCGUCGUGUCACCAACAGACAAGCACUUGGUGCUCCGUAAGAAGCGGUCUAGGCAGGAGAGGGUUUGAUAUGAAAAUGUGAUUUCCAAGUGUACAUCUUAGGUAUCUGCCUUUCAAAAAUAAAGUGUACCUCCCUGCUACACCUACUUGGUGAGCUUCGUCGUGUCACCGACAGACAAGCUCUUGGUGCUCGGUAAGAAGCGGUCUAGGCAGGGGAGGGUUUGAUAUGAAAAUAUGAUUUCCAUGUGUAUGUCUUAGGUAGCUGCCUUUCAAAAAUAAAGUGUACCUCUUUUUGUCA